Messenger RNA from [Torrubiella] hemipterigena, 2309 nucleotides. The record is from the annotation of a GenBank genome assembly. NCBI's taxonomy places the organism in Eukaryota, Fungi, Ascomycota, Sordariomycetes, Hypocreales, Clavicipitaceae.
CCACGACCAUUCCAGCCUGAUUACCUCAGCUAUCUGCAGCCACCAUUGCCAUUUUGGUUUGAUUUGCUACAUUUUUAUUUAUUUAAUUAGCGACAGCUUAGCUCUUAAACGGCAGGUAGACCUUGCACUGUAGAUGUUGGUACAGGCCUGAAAGCAGUUGCGUGACAGGCCCAGCGCGGGGAUCCACUGACGACGAUUCGCUUGUAGACUAAAUUCUGGACGGGCUGCUCAAUUCCAACGCGACACCGGCAAGCAACCUCCCAGGCAUACGAAACCAAUCAAUCUACAGUGGACGCACUGCGACUCGACGCAAUGUCCAGCGACGAUGAAUAUGUCGUAGACGAGCCAGAUUUGGCACAUGAUGACCCCAUGCGACAGUUCCUACCGACAUCCUUUGGCAAGAAGUCCAAAGAAGCCGACAUUGCUGCUCAAUUCGAACGCAGCCGGCGAAUCGUUGAAAAAGCAGAAGACUCGAAAGAUACCAAAAAAGCCCAAAAAGACGAUAGCGAUAGCGACGAUUCUGAUUCCGACUCCGAGUCGGACGACGAAGACAAAUACCCUGUUUCGCACGAGCUCAUCUUGAAAACACACUCGAAAGCGGUCACCUCCGUUUCGCUAGACCCAGCAGGAGGCCGGUUAGCUACAGGGUCUCUAGAUGGAGUGGUAAAUCUGCAUGACUUUUCUUCCAUGACCCCAUCUACGCUUCGAGCAUUUAAAACUGUCGACCCAUUCGAGACUAAGCCAUCGGCAGCGUCCGCCGAGAGCCACCCUAUUCACCAUGUCGAGUUCAACCCUCAUGCCGGAGGCGUGCUUCUCUGUGUAUCCGCACAUCCACAGGCGAAAAUUCUGUCGCGAGACGGAGCUAUACUCACGGAAUUUGUCAAGGGUGACAUGUACCUGCGUGACAUGCACAAUACCAAAGGCCACAUCUCAGAGGUCACCACGGGCACAUGGCAUCCUUCUGAUAAGAAUAUAUGUGUAACCGCGGGUACUGAUAGUACGCUGAGAAUAUGGGACAUUAAUAACAAGCGGUCACAAAAGGAGGUUAUUGCAUUCAAAUCCAAGGCUGCUGGCUCAGCCGGCAGGACCAAGAUGACAGCGGUUGCUUGGGGCAGCCCAGCCCAAGGCGGCAAUAACAUUCUCAUUGGCGCCGCGUUAGAUGGAACGCUUGUCAUGUAUAGCGGUAAUGGCCCGUUCACGCGGCCAGCGGCAGAGAUCUUAAACGCCCAUACACCUAAUACCUGGACUGGCGGUGUUGAUAUUUCUGGUGAUGGUCGCAUGGUGGUUAGCCGCGGAGGUGAUAAUCUAAUCAAGCUUUGGGAUACUCGAAAGUUUACCAAACCGCUCGUUAGCAUAUCGCACCCUUCCACAUCGGACCACUACCCAUCCAGCAGUAUCCGAUAUUCACCAGAUUCAACAAGCAUCAUUACCGGCUCGCCAUCUGGACAUUUGCACAUUCUCAACCCCGGCAAUCUUCGUCCCGAGCAUGUCACACCGAUAACGCCGGGAUCACCACUUAUUACUGUUGCAUGGCACCCAAAGAUCAACCAGAUUGUCACCGGCUCUGCAAACGCAGAGACCCGUGUUCUUUACAACCCGGCCAAGUCGCUGAGAGGCGCGGUAGAAGUCAUAUCUAGGGCUCCCAAGACUCGUCAUAUCGAUGACGACCCGGCAUUGACAAUGGACCAGUCGGUUGGCAUCUCAGGCGAUGCGAUUAUCACGCCCGGUGCUCUAGGACGUGCAUCCAAGGCUGGCGUAACUGGAACGGGACGCUCCAAGGACCCUCGACGACCACAAGUGCCACAGACGACGCCGUUUCAGCGGUCACAACCAGACGAGAAGCAUAUUGUCGAGAAUAUUCCACUCGCAAGAAUGCUUCACGAAGACCCUCGAGAGGCACUACUCAAGUAUGCAGACCAGGCGAAAAACGAUCCCAUGUUUACAAAGGCAUGGAAUAAGACGCAGCCUGAGACUCAGUAUGCUGAGCUGAGUGAUGAAGAGGAAGAUGGGCCGGAUAAGAAGCGCGCGCGCCGAUGAGAGUGAUGUAGUUGAGAGGUUGACUUACACGAGGUUUCUCAGCGCUGUACGUAGAUCCGUCUUGGCGCUGUAAAGUUACUGUUGGUGCUGGCCUUGUUGGAGGCGGAAAGUGAUUGCAAUAUAAUCACGCUACUGGGGAUGUACAGUGGAAAAAUAGGCAUUAUGGAGACAGUCUAUGUACUGACUAUAUUUGUAAAUAUAUAACUAUAAUUUUCGGUCUCUUCAAAGUUCAGGCAUUUGGCAUUCAGCAAAGUCAAUUCACUGUGGCAAAG